CGCUGGGCGUGGGGCCUCUGUGGUGGUCCUGAUGUGCCCCAUGCCGCAUUGUCUGUAUCUACAGUCAACACAGAGAGCCGCGGCGUGGGGAUCAAGCAGAGUCAGCUCUCUGUGAGCUCCCACAUUGUACAAGAGGAUGAAUUGUUGAAAGCCAUAAGAAGCAACGAACCAUUGCGUCUAACGUUCACUCUCCACUUGACUGAGAGUACAUCCGUCGAGUGGGAGACCGUAGCAUGGCGCCGCUGUCUAUACAUUCGCGUACCCAGCUGCCUUCUGCCUGAAGGAUCAAAAGAAGGCUUUGUUUCGCUCCUAGAAUAUGCCGAAGAAACACUACGCUGCACCAAUAUCAUUGUUUGCCUUCGCAAAGAUAGAUCAGACCGAGCAAUGCUGGUUCGUACCUUCAUGUUCUUGGGUUUCACGGUCCUGCCGCCAACUCAUGCCUUGGUACCACCAGGCAGUGACGCUGGCAAUCUCUACAUGCUCUAUGCCAUCGAGUAAUCGGCAAGCAGUUCUGCCUCUCAAAUUUAACGCGCAGGUACUACCAAGUCUAAGGUAAAAUUCUGAAAAGGACAAUUGGAAAAUUCUGGGAAACGGCACAUUUUUCUUUUAUAUUUUAAGUUUUACUAUACAUAUAUAAUUUGGCUUUUCUUAUUAGUUGCAAAUUGGGAAAUGUAUAAGUUUCGAAAACCACAUUUAUAUCAAACGAUUAUCUCUAGUGCGGAAAAACUUCGGCGUUAAAUUAAAGAGGCUUGAUGAGAAAA
Molecule: messenger RNA, 761 nt
Organism: Trachymyrmex cornetzi
Lineage: Eukaryota; Metazoa; Arthropoda; Insecta; Hymenoptera; Formicidae
Gene: Oda
Product: Ornithine decarboxylase antizyme
Exons: 4
Biological process (GO): positive regulation of protein catabolic process
Cellular component (GO): cytoplasm; nucleus
Molecular function (GO): ornithine decarboxylase inhibitor activity
Source: RefSeq, a predicted model, not a curated record